This is a messenger RNA of Acaulospora colombiana, 675 nucleotides long. NCBI's taxonomy places the organism in Eukaryota, Fungi, Glomeromycota, Glomeromycetes, Diversisporales, Acaulosporaceae. The record is from the annotation of a GenBank genome assembly.
AUGACAGCAAUACCUCGCCAAAGAAAUUUUCGUGAUGAUAAUUUACGUUUAGAGGCACUUACUCACAAAUCUUUUCAUUAUGAAAAUCCUUCGACCGGUCCUCAUAAUGAACGGUUGGAGUUCUUGGGUGAUUCUAUCGUCUCAUUUGUUGUAGCUAACUACUUGUUUGGUCGUUUCCCUCAUUUUAAGGAGGGACAGCUUACUUUACUACGAUCAAAUCUAGUAUGUAAGAAAAAGUUGGCACAUUUUGCUCUUCAACUCGGCCUGGACACAGACAUCCGUCUAGGUGUUGGAGCUUUGAGAAAUGGUGGAAGAACUAGUGAAAAGGUUUUAGAGGAUGCAUUCGAGGCAUAUAUUGGCGCCGUAUUUCUUGAUUCCGGUUCAAGCAUGUUUGCUGUUCAGGAGUUCAUGGAACCUUUGCUAUCCCCGGCGGUUAACGAGUUGACUCGCUCCCUGCAGACAACAGCACUAACAUGUCAACAAGAGGUGUCCAAAACCGACUCUUCGUCAACAUCAACUGGAACAAUAGAGUCCCCUGAUAUGAUUCUACACUCUGAUCUUCAGGAUCCAAUCAAUAAACUACAAACUUGGUCUCAGCGUAGAGGAUUGGGCAUUCCAGUCUACAAACCUCUUAGUGAAGUUGUAAAUGAACACAAUGGAACUUUUACUGUUGGG